UCAUUCACAAACACACCGACACACACAUAUAUGUGCAUAUGUAUAUAUUCGUGCGUAAGGGCGAACAUUUAGUUGUACAGAUGUAUGUUAUCUGUCGAAUAUAUAUACACACACAUAUAAACGCGUGCACAACAUAAUAUAAUUUCAAUAUACAAGAAUGUCACAUAGUACAAUACACUAGAUGCAUGCUUGAGCGUACAUACAUACAUACAUAUAUACAUACAUCGUAUGAUAUGUAUACGUAUACAUACAGAUACACGCGCAAAUAUAUACGUUUGUAUAUAUAUAUGUAUGUAUAUUAUAUAUGUUGUAUAUACAUGUAUAGCUAAAAUGGUUGUGAAAUCGCAUGUUGGUGUGUGAAUAGCAGGUGCUUUUGAAGAGACACAAAAAACCCCGGGAACCAUGAACAACCAGCUUCUGUUGACCGUGCUGUCCUUUUCGACUGGGGCUGUGGCCCUGGUCACUCUGGCCCUUGCUGUGGCCACAGAUUCCUGGCUUUACACAGAAGAGGCGAUUGACUAUGUGUUGGACAAUGUCACAAUAGUAUACGUGGUCAGAACACACUCUGGACUUUGGAGGGUUUGUACAAUCAACGAAUUCAGUCCAUCAUUUUGUGCCAACAUUGACUACUACAGACAAAGUUACGACAGAGUGGAUCAAGCCAGUACUUCCAUGGCCAUCAUUCGAGCCAUACGUUUGUCUGCACCAUAUCCAGUUUUUGCUCUCAUCAUGAUUGUGGUGGCUGCCAUAACCAGUGUGAUCGGUAACAUCAAGACCGAUGUGAAAACUUUAUUCGGUGCCAUUAUUUAUGUUUUCUCAGGUCUGGCUUUGUCAGUUGGCAUCAUCCUCUACAUAUCAGCUGUCAACGAUGAGGUGGGACAUCGGGCUAAGAUCAUUGGGGUUCAAGGUCCCAAGUUUGCCUACUUCUAUGGCUGGUCGUUCUUCUUUGCCGGAGUCUCAUUCAUCACUGCCGAAAUGGCAGCCGUGUUCGGCAUCUCACUCUAUCUGCUGCGCAACUCACAUGUCGACGACAUCCUGCGCAUCAUCCCUGGCCUGGAGGACAGGUUAGACAAACUGAAUAAACUUAAUGGUUACCGCAACGACUACGAGGACGAUGAUGUUUACGAGGAUGGUGAAAGUCACUACGCUCGCACCCCGGGCAAGCAACAACCACAAGAAGAACAACAACAGCAGCAGCAACACAACAACAACAACAACAACAACAACACAGCAUUUAUCAAACUUUACAACAAAUACAGCAAGAGAAACAACAGCAACAAAUUAGUCACUACCAAACACUGCAACAAAUACAGCGUGAGAAAGAACAGCAGCGGCAAGAAGAACAACAACAACAUAGCCACUACCAGACACUACAACAGAUUCAACCGGAGAAGCUGCAUCAUGGCCAUUACCAAACGUUGCAGGAAAUAAAACAGGAGAAACAGCAACAGGAAUGCCGUGAAAU
Molecule: messenger RNA, 1465 nt
Organism: Octopus sinensis (East Asian common octopus)
Lineage: Eukaryota; Metazoa; Mollusca; Cephalopoda; Octopoda; Octopodidae
Product: voltage-dependent calcium channel gamma-5 subunit-like
Exons: 4
Coding region: 403-1431 (342 amino acids)
Biological process (GO): regulation of AMPA receptor activity; neurotransmitter receptor internalization; postsynaptic neurotransmitter receptor diffusion trapping
Cellular component (GO): postsynaptic density membrane; AMPA glutamate receptor complex
Molecular function (GO): voltage-gated calcium channel activity; channel regulator activity
Source: RefSeq, a predicted model, not a curated record